AUGGAGAUAAAUAAUGAUGAAGUUAUGUACCAUGUGCGGUAUUUACGGGAGAAAAUGCAGUGCAAGGAGUUGGAACCAUUUUAUAGGUUAAGGAAGCUCACUUCCCCACAGAUGGAUGAUAUUUGUGAUGUGUUGGGCGAGUUACUAGAACACGAUCGUUAUACGGUGGAAAUCGGUCGCCGGUUUCACACGUUGUUGCUCCUAAUUGUAACAAAUGUGUUCGAAAAGGAGGAAUCGCCACAUGGAGCGAAUGACACACCGGGUGUGUUCGAUAAGUCGAAAUAUCGAAAAAAGUGCAUUGCUUUGUCUAAACUUUCAAUGCUCUGUCCGGACGUAUUGAGAUAUUCGCAGCAGUAUUUUCGUAAGCAUCCAGAACCGUUUGUCCGAAAAAGUGAACCCUGUGAUUACGUGCCGAAGCAAAAGCAGCGUAAGCAGCAUUUAGGUGCCGAUCAGCCAGUUGAUUCGAUCCUAGAACUGAUGCAGGCCUGCUAUCGUUUCCUAAUCAUGGAUCAAGUUUUCUUUCGUAGUGCGUGGAAUUGGUCAGAAUUUUUCGAACAGUUCGAUGCAGACAACUGCCCAAGAAAACGAUAUUAUUUGAACAGAAUAACGUCAAUUGUGGUUGGCAUGUCACAGGCAGAAUUGAAUACGUUAGACGAAGGUAUACCAAUCGAAGUUAUACUGGAAGAGGAUCGUCUAAUGAGUGAACUUAAAUAUAAUGUAGCGAGCACAUAUGGAGAUGUACCAUCAAGCGCCUGUAAAGUUACGUGGAAGUAUAGGAAUGGCAUCGUAACGAACAUUGGUGAUGUAUUGUUGCCUAUUUUUGAUAGCAACAAUGUUCACAAUUGGGAAGUGAUGCAGCGUGAAGAACAAACGCCAGGUCAGCAGGUGUCCGACUCCGAGCUGGUUGUUAGUGUUAAUUCUACGAAACUCAAUUUGCGUAAUCUUGCGCUCGGUGUAUCAUCUGGCAAGGCCAUUUGCCUGUCGGGGCCAGUUGGAAGUGGAAAAAGUUCGUUGGUUGAGUAUUUAGCCAAAGCUACCGGACGUAUAUCAGUCAAGGGAGAAGAUCUUCAAAAUCGGCGAGCGUUGAGGGAAGAACAAUCAAAAAAACGUAAGUUUAGCAAUGGUUCCAAGACGAAUGAAAUGUGUACGCCUAAUUUGGCAGGCGAUACUUUGGAUUGUGACGUUGAGGAGCUUAGGAAGUUAGCACCCAAGACCGGGUUUCUGCGCGUGCAGCUUGGCGAUCAGACAGACAGCAAAACUCUUCUCGGUCAAUACCGAUGCACGGAUACUCCUGGUGAGUUUGUAUGGCAACCGGGUGUACUGACGCAGGCCGUUAUGUACGGGUACUGGUUGCUACUAGAGGAUUUAGAUUCCGCCACACAAGAUGUUUGUACCGUAUUAACAAACUUGCUCGAAAACGGCUACUUGAGUGUUCCCGGAUUUCGUGAUUGCUUACGCGUCACUCCUGGUUUUCAACUCUUUGUAACACUGCGCUCCGGAGCCAAAUCCAACACAUCGCAGAUCCACAACAACAUGUACAGCCUACUAGAAAAGUAUCUCUACACAGUAACCAUAGUACCAUUGUCGAGAAAGGAACUGUGUGACAUCAUUUGCAUCCGCUACCCGAAAUUGCGCACCGUUGCCUCGAGAGUCGUGGAUAUUUACUUAACAUUUUCAAGUGGUUGCCACUCGGAAGAUGAUGAUCAAAACUUCCCAACCGCUCUGUUGGACAUUCUUGAGCAGCCAAACCUUGCUGACCUUGCUGAUGCAGCCCGACAACCCGGUGAACAUGACGAUGUAUUGCCGCGGUUCCAUUCAGAUACCAGCGAGAAACUAACAGCUCUGUCGUAUUCGUCUGGUUCAAACAGACGUCUCGUUUCAACGAGAGAUCUGAUUAAAUUAUGUCGCCGUUCGGAUCCAACGUUCUCGGUGACCAGCACGGAAUGUGCGUACUUUGUAUUUCAGAAUGCGGUCGAUUUGUUCUGCUCACAUAUUCCUCACGGUCCUGUUCGUACGAAGCUAAUCACCGGGAUCGGUGGAAAAAUUGGAAUCCUUCCGAGCCGCUGUGAGCACCUUUGCAACGAGUACAAGCCAAUCGUUGAGAUGGACGUGAGCAGUGAAAUUCGUGUCGGAAGAGCGAUAUUAAAACGUUCGCUAACUGCAGAUGCUAAUGACGAGAACAAUAUUGGUAAUAAUGAUCAUGCUGAGCAAACUUUUGUGAACAAGCGCCAGAAACUUGAUCGCAAUGCAUCUUCGCGCGUUAAAACGUUGCAACAACGGGCCGGCUACAACGAGCCUCCGCCGACGUUUUCCUUUACACGACCAACAGUGUGCUUGUUGGAAAAAUUAGCUGUAGCUGUGUCGCAAAAUGAACCAAUACUUCUGGUCGGAGAAACGGGUGUGGGGAAAACAAGCUCGCUGCAAUAUCUCGCCUACCAGACCCACCACAAGUUGGUGGUGGUGAAUAUGAACAAUCAGUCGGACGUUUCUGAUCUAGUGGGUGGAUACAAACCCGUCGAUCUUGGAUUCGUCGUUACACCCUUACGAUACGAAUUCGAAAGUUUGUUCCGACGUUCGUUUAACGCACAAAAGAACGAAAAGUUUCUCGGCAAUGUUGCACGUUGCUAUGGCAGCGGCGAGUAUGACGUGUUGGUGAAGUUAAUGUUGAAAAUAGCAGAAAAAGCUUCUUUAAAAUCGAACAUAUCUGAAAGCAAGUCUAAAGCUCCGUACGACAGCAACGAUAGUAUCCUGCAGGAAAAAUGGAGUUCAUUGCAGGGAAAGCUCCGCAAACUAGAUGCUCAACUGAAAAAUUCUAUCAACGUUUCGUUUGCAUUCAUUCCUGGCUCCUUGGUGAACUGCAUAAGGAACGGCGAUUGGGUUUUAUUGGAUGAAAUCAAUCUGGCAUCAACGGAAACCCUCGAGUGUCUUUCUACGAUUCUGGAACCCGACGGUUCUAUCGUUCUCCUGGAACGAGGAGACUAUACACCAGUUAAACGUCAUCCAAACUUUCGCAUCUUUGCCUGCAUGAAUCCUAGCACGGACGUUGGUAAAAAAGAUCUUCCGGUUGGAAUUCGAAAUCGAUUUACCGAGUACUUCGUUGAUGAGCUGUUAGAAGAGAAUGAUCUGCUCAUUCUAGUGAACGAUUACCUUCAAGCGACAGGAAUUCAAAAAGCACGAAUUAUGAACACCGUUAAACUGUACCGGCGGUUGCGUGCUAUGGCACAACUUGAGCUAAACGACGGUCUCGGAAAUAGACCGGUAUUUUCACUGCGAACGUUAUGCCGAGCUUUGUCCAUCUGCGGCAAGAACUUAUGUGGUUCCGUUGAACGCAACUUGUACGAGGCAUUCUGUAUUAGUUUCUUGACGCAGCUUGAUUUAAAAUCUCACGCCAUAGUGCUAGCAUGCAUUCGGCAAACGCUGUUGCAAAAAGAUAGCACUGGAGUCGUUGUAAUAAAUCAGGCUCCUAUACCACGGCCAAAGCAGAAUGCGGAAAAACAGAUCGACUUUGAAGGAUACUGGAUCGAGCAAGGCCCGAAGGAGGUGCAACAGUGUGAAACCUACAUUCUAACGGACAGCGUGCGUAAUAAUUUGCGCGAUCUGGCACGAAUAAUAUCGAUUGGUCGAUUGCCAGUGCUGUUGCAGGGGCCCACAUCCGCCGGCAAAACGAGUCUCAUCGAGUAUAUUGCCAAGCGUAGUGGCAAUGUGUGCCUGAGAAUCAACAAUCACGAGCACACUGAUCUGCAGGAGUAUAUUGGUACUUACGUGGCCGAUGUAACCGGAAAGUUAAGCUUCAAGGAAGGAGUUCUGGUAGAAGCGAUGCGCAAUGGGCACUGGAUCAUUCUGGACGAGCUGAAUCUAGCCCCUAGUGAUAUCCUGGAAGCGCUUAAUCGAGUGCUCGAUGACAAUCGGGAGCUGUUUAUCCCCGAAACGCAAACUGUAGUAAAAGCACACGCGAAUUUCAUGCUCUUUGCUACCCAAAAUCCACCGGGCCUUUAUGGUGGCCGUAAGAUGCUGUCUCGUGCCUUCAAGAACCGAUUUAUAGAAUUACACUUUUCCGACAUUCCAAAACCCGAGCUGGAGAUUAUUCUUGAGCGCCGUUGCCAUAUACCACGCUCAUACGCAGUGAAAAUGGUGAAGGUAAUGACUGAUCUGCAACUGAAUCGACGUAACACGACAGCGAAACAAAACUUCACGCUUCGGGAUCUGUUCCGUUGGGGCAAUCGAUACACGUACGCCGAUGCGUCGUUGUUAACGGAUAAUAGCUACGAUUGGAACCAGCAUCUCAUCGACGAAGGCUAUCUGGUUUUGUCCUCCAAAGUACGCAGCGCGUAUGAAACGGAAAUUAUACGCGAGGCGUUGUUCACCCAUUUUCGGAAGCGUGUGGAGGAAAGUUGCCUUUUCAACCUAUCGGAGCAAACGUCGAAAGUUACACGAUCGAUUUUGGAGCGUCUAAUGACGGAAAGUGAAAAGCUUAUGGAAAAAGCAGAAGACGAACAUCGUCGUGGAGGUGAAGGCAUCGUAUGGACUUUCGACAUGCGCCGCAUAGCCGUGCUGACGGCAAAGGCACUGCAAUUCAACGAACCGGUGUUGUUAGUUGGCCCUACCGGUUGCGGGAAAACCACUGUAUGCCAGCUGUUGGCUUCAUUAGAGCAAAGGAAUUUAAGAAUUCUGAAUUGUCACAUGCAUACGGAAGGUGCAGAUUUUCUUGGAGGUCUUCGUCCUUAUCGAUCAUCGGAAAACGACAUGGAUUGUAACGCAACGUCCAGCAAACAUCAGUUGUUCGAAUGGUCAGAUGGGCCCUUGAUCCUUUCGAUGCAAGAGGGAGGGUUUUUCCUUGCUGAUGAAAUUUCCCUAGCCGAAGACUCUGUUCUUGAACGGUUGAAUUGCGUAUUGGAACCCGAACGGACGCUGUUACUGGCUGAAAAAGGUGGUUUAACUGCAAACAUCGAUAUGCAUGCCUCGUCAGAUGCCAAGGAGCAUACUGAUGGAUUUGUAAUAACAGCCCGUGACGGAUUUCAGUUCCUGGCUACCAUGAAUCCUGGUGGCGAUUUUGGAAAGAAGGAACUUUCUCCUGCUUUACGCAAUCGCUUAACUGAGAUAUGGUGUCGUGCCACGGAGGAGGAAGACGAUUUAACACGCAUUGCAGAAAAUACUUUGCGCCGAUAUGUGAUGAUGCAAAGCUGCACCUCAUUUCCUGCGGAAGAAAAUGCAUUCGGAGCGGUUGCCAAAGUUAUUGUAAAAGAAGUGCAGCUACUGAAGCAAUCGAUCGAAAAGCUCAACUUUAGCAUUCGCGAUGUGUUAUCAUGGGUAGGAUUCGUUGCCAAGAACGCCGGACGCGUAGGCUUGCCAGAAGCCUUGAUAUACGGAUUAGAAACGGUCUUUUUGGACUCGCUAGAAAUGCUGCCAUACGAAACGUAUGAAGAAAUUGUAUCGAUUCGACGUCAAAUGCGACGUUCGUUGUUGGGACUUAUGCAGCGGCAUCUGCAAUGGAAUGGAAAAAUUAACAUGAUCGACUACGAUCAGCCACAGGAAGCAGUUGGGUCAGCAGCGAACCUUUCUGUGAUCAGAUCAACGGAAAGCCGCUUUGGAAUACAUCCGUUUUACAUUGAGCUAGAUCCCAACACGCAGCACAAUAAACGCAGCACAGAGUUCAUGUUUACUGCUCCUACGACACAGCGGAAUCUCUUCCGACUCCUGUCGGCUUUAAGUUUGGAUAAAGCGAUCUUGCUCGAGGGUCCUCCAGGAGUGGGAAAAACAACGUUGGUGGAAAGUCUUGCCCAUGAAAUCGGUUACAACGUAGUGCGAAUAAAUCUGUGUGAACAUACAGAUUUGGCGGAUCUAUUUGGUACGGAUUUACCAGCAGAAGAUCGCUCUCUUGAUCUUGAUCACUCAAAAGCGGAUGAUGCUUUGCAAAAUGCAUCCCAUGAAAGCGCUAACGCUUCACCGACUUUGGGUUCGUUUACUUGGCGAGAUGGCCCCCUGUUGGCGGCAUUGAAAUCCCGUAGUAAUACGUGGAUUCUCUUGGAUGAGCUGAAUUUGGCUCCACAGAGCGUGCUGGAAGGAUUGAACGCAAUUCUCGAUCACCGUGGAGAGGUAUACAUUUCGGAACUAAACAAAACCUUCCACCUUAGUAAGAGGACGAGGAUUUUCGCUGCGCAAAACCCCCUUCGGCAAGGAGGUGGUCGCAAGGGUUUACCACAAUCGUUCUUGAACCGGUUUACGAAGGUAUAUCUCCGUAAGCUGGAGCGGCGAGAUUUGUUACACGUCGUGGAAGGAAAAUACAAGGAACGAUUUGAUGCUCUUGGGGAAUAUCUGAUUGGCGAGGAAUGUACGCUGUCGCAUUCAUCUGAGCUGAGUUAUUUCGAGCACCGCAAAACGGGAUUAGAAAAAGAUUUAAAGUUUGACUUGGCUGAGAAGAUGGUAUUGUUCUCCGAGCGUUUGGAUUCCGGACUUGCAAACUUAGAGUUUGGUUACAAAGGUGGACCGUUUGAGGCUAAUCUUCGCGAUAUUCUUCGUUGGUGCGAACUGUUCCUUAGUGAAAGUUGUGGAUUUGUGGUGCCAAAAUCCAAGCAUAAUGACGCUGUUUACGAGACCGUAAAACAUGAAUGGAUGCUGGUACUCUUUGAAAAGAUGAAACUGGUUUACUAUCAACGUAUGCGAGCGGAACUGGACAAGCGUUAUAUUGUUAACGUAUUUUCGGACGUUUUCCAUUGCGAUGGCGAUGAGCUGGAGCGAAUUUCCAAUGAUAUCGGGUUGUACUGGACGGAUGAUAAAAUUUACCUAGGUGAUAUUGUCCUCCAGAAGGGAGUGCCUAACAUGGAUGUUGGAAAGAUGCCUAUGUUUGCUGUUAAACAGCAAAUGGCAACGGCAGAUGGUGGAGCUUCAACAUUGGUACUAGCUAGCCAAAAGGAACUCCUCAAAAGUGUAACGGAAUGUGUGCGGCUAGAAAAACCGAUAAUUCUGUGCGGCCCCAAUGAUUGCGGAAAAACGAAGGUGAUCGCUUUGUACUCCACCUUAGCCGAUACGUUUUGUCAGGUGGACACUAUUGACGACUCAGUGACUGGUAGUUUUCAACAAUUCGAUUUCAAUCGCCACCUAGAGGAUAUGGCCUCCGUGGUGGAAACAAUCGUACGCCGGGUUGUGAAGGAGUCAAUAUUGUUUCGGCAUGGAAAACACAAUAAGGGAUGUGCAGUACUUGGACUGCUAGAAUUAUGGGAGAAGUACGAGGAAUUCAGUGAUGGAGCGACUGCUUUCACCGCGCAUAUUACAAGUCCUCUGCAGUCGGGAGAGAUAAUUCUUUUUCGAAAACGUUUGAAUGCGUUGGAAAAUGUUAUCAGCAAUCUUAAGCAACAAAACGGAAUACGCCAAGAUGAGACAAACAGCACAAUCAACCGUUUGAAUGAUAUGUCAAAAGUGCUUCACAAAUUAGAGUAUCUAUCUAGGCAAGUGCAAACACUCAAUACUGGAGGGCACUUUGAGUGGGUUGAUUCGAAAAUAGUGAAAUGUCUUCGCACAGGACAACAUAUUUGUCUAGAACAUGUAAACCUUUGUUCGUCGGCUGUACUCGAUCGGUUGAAUCCUGUCUUUGAACCAAACGGGUCGCUUAUGAUAUCAGAAAAAGGCACGUUGCAAAUCGACAUUAGCUCCAGUGAAGAAACAGUUACGGAAGUAGUGCAGAGACAUUCUAAUUUUGAGGCGUUUCUUACACUUGAUCCAAAGAAUGGAGAAAUUUCUCGUGCAAUGCGAAACCGUUGCGUAGAGCUUGCCUUCGCUAGUCGAGACGCAUAUGAAGAAGACGACUUGAGGCAGCUUAUUUUCAUCAAUGGUAUUCAUGAGCCGUACCUUAUUGAUGCCUGCAUGUCUAUCCAUCGCGAGCUACGGGCUGCUACCGGACAAUCGGAGCAAUUCAAUCCGUUCGGAGUGGCACAUUUAGUUCGUUUUGUACAACUUAUGGCGCAGAAUCUACAAAAGCAAGGAAAAGUGCGAAGUAUCGAAUGUAUGAAGCUGAGCGCAAUGGAUGUAUAUGUUCGUUCGUCAAACGUGGAUCUGUUAGGCUUUGGGUUGGAUUUUUAUCGCAGCGCUCUGAGGAAAGCGAUUGAAAAAGUAAUCGAAUCCGUUGUGAUGAGAAAGAGUAGUGUGCGGUUCGAAAAUGUAACCCUUCGUGCAAAUGAUCUCACGAAGUUGACUCGAUUAAGGCUUCAAGCUGAACCAUUUUUGGCACUGCUUCGUGGAUUUGUGGAUGAUUUGGAUGGAACAAGAGUGCUAGCGGAUAUUUCCACUAACUUUGCAUCGAUUGCAAACCAUGUUAGCCAAGAAAAUUUGAAGUAUAUGUUAUACUUUUUAUACGAAAUUAGCUCGGUAGAAGAUAUUGGCGUAAGAGAAGUGUACCUACGCAAAGCCAUCGGUGAAGCAGUUGCAUUGAUUACAGGAGAAGUAGAUAAUCUGAACGGGCUCCAGGCAACUGUUAAAGGAUCUGGUAUUCUUGUAGAUGUCGAUGAACAUGCUGAAGCAGGACAGCACAAACAAAAUUGGAACUCUGCUCCAUCGCUAGAUCGUUCAGUUCAUUUUCAAAAAUGCAAAGCCGAACGAAAUGUUUCGAUAGCGCACGAUGGAAAAAACGGCAAGGAAGAGCAAAGGAUGAAUGAUUUAUCCGGCUUUAUUGUAAAAUUGAAUGAAGUCCUCUGCAAAUCAUCACAAGAAAUAUCGAAAUCUAAUGCACCUGGCGACCUGCCAUGGAAUCGUUUCCUUUUCCCAAGGAUACGCGACUAUUUGUCAUGCAGCAAUGAUCUGGAUGUGCGGAGAAUAAGUUCUAAACUUUUGCUCGAUACCAUUAUUGUUCCAUUACGAAUAGAGCAUGUUACAAAGUUAAGUCAAAUUGAUAUGUUAUCAUACUCCAAAGCUGUUCGUGACAAGACAAUCAACGAUGGUAUCGGAAAUGGGUUGCUGCUGGUGUUACACGAGUUUCUCACCGGCUAUCGCAUGAUGGCAAGGCAAGCAUUUGACGAGUUGCAAAUUGACGAUAAGCUCUAUGUUCGUUUAAUUCUUUCCCAUCAGUGGUUGAACAGAUUGUCAGAUCUGUCCCAUUGCAAGUUAUACGAAAACAAAGAGCUGAAGGCUGGAUUGUUGGAUAAUCUUACACUCCAUUUUCAAUGGAUUGAAAAGCAUUGCCUUAGUGUGCUGAAGGACGAUCGCUUUAUGUAUUCAACGGAUCAUGGUACCAGCUUAAGGGACGUCCUUCGUCAAUCUAUUGCUGAUCUUACUCAUCCCUUAUCGAUGGUUCGAAAGGCGUAUGGUAAGCUAUAUCUUGAUUAUCUACCUUUGUAUAGCGCAGAACAAGUGGAGCACGUCGUGAGUUUAACUAAGCUAGUGAAUGCCUUACGCAUGCUUCCAAAACUUGGUAAACGACAUACGUACAGCGAAUUUCUACGAAGAGUUGCAUUAUCAAAUCACCCAAAGACUAUUGAUUUGAAACGAUCAUUGCUAGCAACUAUGUAUAAUCAAAAAAGUGUGGUUUCUGAUGAUGAACCCAUAGUUGAUUUAGACAAAGUUGUUGCUGAGACGAUUGGUGAUUCAAAAGAAAUUAAUGAUUUGCUGAUCGCGUUCCAAAAUGGGUCAUUGCAAUAUGUGAAAGAUGAGAAGGAAGCAAGAAAUAUCAUCGACAGGAUUGCAUCUUUCGAGACGGAUAUGAAAUCGUUGCACGUGCAGCAAUCGCUUUCUAGUGAAAGCAAAUUUGAACUGGAGUGUCUACCGUUGCUUGAGUAUUAUGUGUACAAAGUGCUUAUUGCUUCACGUGCCAAAAAGCUCGAUGAUCGUAUACGAAUAGAUUUUAUCCUAAACGUGCGGUCGCUUGGAGUGGACGCACUAAGUGCAAUCAAAUUACUGUCGGAAAAAAAUUAUCGCAUAGCGCAGGAAGCAUUUAUUGUGUUGUUAGGAUUAAGCGCCGAAUUAUCGCUCGAAAAGGUUCUGUCUAUCCUGUCGCCCGACGUAUAUCGCCGUUUAAGUACUUGCUGGCAUCAAUUCUGCAGUUCGAACGAACGCUUGGAAUUAAGUUCACUGGCCAUCCAGAAGAAUGUGUGUCAUGAUGUUGAAAAUGCAGAAGCUUACGAAGUGAAUCACAAUAAUGACGAUCCAAAUGCGGACGAUAACAUACCUAGCAGUUUUCAUGGUGCUCUGCUCACGAUGAAUUGCUUGGCGAUUAUUUUAGGAAAAGGAGCAGGUGCCUUCCGAAUAACCGGACUUGGCGAACUACCCGAAUGGCGCCGCACGUUAAUGAAGAUCGGGUCGAUAUUGUGGAGUAACUCCCUCGUGGUCUCGGAAUAUUAUCAGAGCGAAAGUAGCUGCUUGCAACUGGCUAGCACUGCGGCCGGAAAAUUGUUAAAGGAAUUGGACCAUGUGAUGGUUGAAAAUGAAAAGGCUUGUGAUGUUACGCAUGCUUUUGUUAAAGAUUUCUCGAACGUUGUUGAUUUGCUACGUCAGUAUAAUAAACUAACAAAUGAAAAGAAUGCGUCAAUCGAUCGCGAUCAUGAGUGGCGAAUAGCUUCCAUAAUGCGGUUGCUUUCCGGGAUAUUGGAGUUAAAUUUAUACGUUUUUUUACCACUCCUCGAUCCCGUCGAAAAGAAUCGCUUAAAACAACAAUAUCUUCAAGAAGACAUAAAGCUCCUAGAAAACUUGGUUCUCAGCUACGAUUGUAUGGCAGUAACUAUGAACUACCGUCGCCUUGGCGAACACAAUCGUCGACUCUUCCAUGGUGAAAUCGAGCGACUCAGAGAAAAGGGACAACAUCUCACGCGAAAAGUAGCCCUUCGCCCGAAAAACGACAAUUUGUACGCGGAAAUGGUUAGAGAUGUGAACAAUUUUUUGCUCUCCUGUUGCCAUCCGGGCACGAUUGGUAAACUCGUUGCGUCAAUUAAUCAGUGCUUAGACUACGUCGUGGAUAUGCGCAAUUUGACCAACAAUCGAAGCCAUACACAAGCGUUCCUUUUAAAGAUGUCCGAGAUUUUAACGCAAAUCGAUGUUUGGAAUGACAUUGCGCAACAGUUCGAACACCACACGUUGAGCAAUUACGAACCGUACUAUCAAGAUUUUUUGACUCCGGUUCGAAACGCAAUUACUACGGUACGGUAUGGUCUAAAUGGCAUUCGACAUUGCUUGCGUGCAAAGCAGGCCACAAUAGAACAGAAAUCAAGUGGAGCUUUCUACGAUCUUAACGAAGAUCGGGCUUUGAAGAAGAUAUUGAUAAAGUUCAUUCAAUUCCCUUGUUUGAAGCCUCUGGAACUUUUCGACGAUAAACACAAGGUCAACAUUUACUCAGUAAUGGAGAAGCUAGCUCAGCCGGAGCAAACUUACUUCCGUUUAUUGAAAGCUCGCUUGCAGGAGGUAUCGAACAAAAUAUCAAUUGAGCGUACUAUGGAAAAACGAUCGUUUGCCGAACUUGAUCGUAUCGUCAACGUAUGCAAUCAGGUGUGGCAAAAGCAAGAACAUUUGCGAAGGAAACGGCAGGCCGAAGAGGACAGUCUGUAUUUAACUAAAUCGCACUGCGACGAGGAGACUGAAGAUAUUGUGGCACAACGUGAGAUCAGCGAAAUGUUUCCGAAUUACGUCGACCAAGACUUUGCCGAGUUUAUACAAAAUGAUACGCUAGAACAAAUCAUCAAACUACCGGAACGAAAAGAGAAACCAAUCGAUACGAUAGGAGACGAUGAUUAUGCACUCAUUUGUGAGUAUUUUAUCGCAUUAAUGGCAAAACACUCCCGUUCUUACUACUACCAUCCGGAUGUGAUGAAAUCUAGUGGUGAAGGCCACCGUAUGGGUAGCGAUCUUUUGGCAAUAAAUUUCGUGAAACCCUUCGAGACAAAGUUGGAAAUCUUUAACCAAAUCGUACAGAAAUAUGAACCUUCCAUUGGUAGCGAAUUCGAUGAAAUAGCAUACGGAGCGCUGAGUGUUGCAGUUGGAUUACUGCAAGAAAGGUACAACGAUCAAACGGAUGCUGGCCAAAUUGAGCGAAAGACGAAAGGCCACUCUUUAACAACGAGUUACAAUUUUUAUACCGAUGCAAAUAUUCCGGAGGUGUUGCAGUGCGUUAAAGUUUUGAGGAUGGUCGAUACACGUGUACGGGAAUUACUGGUGGAAUGGCCUGAUCAUGCAGUGCUGACCGACAUCCUUUUGAUUAUGCAGCGCAUCCAGGGAUUGCCGUCUACAGCCCCAGUUGUGCGUUUUAGCACGGGUUUGCAGUUGCUUCGGCAAAAGUUAGAUGAGUGGAAUGCAGUUGCCCAUCGGGGAAAUAAUAUGCGUGAUCUUGAGCGGGAAGUGGUCGAAUAUAUUCACCGCUGGAUGCGCAUGGAGCUACAGUACUGGCGCGAAUGUUUGUCUCGUACGCUUGAACAAGUACGCAGUAAAGCGUACCGAUACUGGUUCUUCAUGUACAAUCUGUUGCACGAGUUCAUGCAAGUUGGUGUAAAACGAAAGGGUAAGAUGAAUCAUUUGCUUGAUUACGAUAAAGUCGAAAAGUGCUAUGGGGAGCAGGAACUUCUCGACGAGGAUGAUGAUGAAAACGUAGGAGAAUCGGCACAAUCCGAUGUAACUAUAGAAGAUGUCAUAAAGGUAUUAAAACAGUUUAUGGAAUCGUCUAAUUACGCCGAAUAUGGUUUGCGAUUGCGCGUAAUGAAAUCCUUUGAGCAGUAUCUGCAUUACGUUGACGAGGAAAAAUUAGAAUUUGAGCCGAGGAAACGACAAGUACUUGUAGCCGUCCUGUACAAUAUUCACAUGUACUUCGAUCAGUUUUCAACUGAAAUUGAGGAGCAUAUACGCUCUAAGCGGGUUCCCAUCGAAAAGAAAUUGAAAGAUUUCGUGAAAAUAGAGUCGUUCAACAAAGAUUUGUCGUACUUCAGCAUGCGCAACAACAUAGCCCGUGUGCAUCGUCAGCUGCACAAAUUCCUAAAGGAAUUUGAAACGGAAAUCGCGAGUCGAGUAGCACCCGUGUUCUGUCCCAAAGAUCCGGCUCGUGAAAUUAACGAUGCGGAUGAGCAGAAAUUAAAGGUGUUGCGAUCUGAGGCAAAAAUUACUUAUUACAUGGUUGAUGUGAAAAGUUUUAUGGCACCCCGGAAGCUCAUACAACGGUUUUCGGUACAUAAAUCGGUUCGCCUGAGUGAAGAUCCUGAAACGCAUAACAUUAGCGGUGAAAGCCAACUAGCAGCUAUGUCGCUUUACCAGAAGAUCGAUCGUUUCUUCACGACGGCUCGAAAUGUUUGCCGCGAUGCGAUUCUCCAUGCCCCGUUUUCCGGCCUGGUCUACAGUUUGGAUUCCUUCAUGCGAGAACAAAUUGAUAGUAUUGAAUAUUUGCGUGGUUUGGAAGUUGAUCGUACCCUGCCACGUCCUAAGCAAAAAUCUCAAGCUAAACAGAUUAUGAAUCAGAAGCGUAAGGCACUGUCUGACUUUUAUAAAACGCUUACCUUGCUUGGUGUGAGCUAUCGAACAGGAUUGCUUGAGUCGGCAAUCGGAGGAACUGACCCAGUAGAUGCUACGAUUAAACCAUUUAGCUUAGAGUUACUAACACAUGAUUCAAAAUAUCGUAAGGCCGACCAGCAUAUAGUGUAUUUGAAUGAUAAGCUUAACUUGUACUACGCUAAAUGUGUAUUCAAGAUCAAGCUGCUCGCGAAGGUGAUGCUGCAACCCGAUCCCGAUAUUGCUGGUCCAGUGAAUGUAGAUCGCAUUAAGGGUUUCUCGAUCGAUAUGUUCUUGGUUGUACAAAAUCAACGGAAAGCGCUUGCUGAAACGGUUCAAAAUGUAUCUCAGCUUCGUGAAUUGAUUGCGAGUCUUUAUCAACUAAACAACUGUGUUGAGUCUAACCACUCGGAGAACGAUAGUGGACUUCGGUUUGGCGAGUAUCGUCGGCGGACGGACAUAGUGGCUCGAUGUUCCUUGGAGGCUCGUUUGGUCCUGGAACAAUUCAAAUUAUUGCUCGCUUCGGCACCGAAGGAAUCAGACGAAGAGCUGCAAUUGUUUGAAACACUUGCAGGGGGUAGUGGAAAAUCAGGAGGUGAUUUCUAUCAAAACUCCUUGGAAUUUGUUAGAAUAACCAAGCUUACGCAGGAAGCGUUGAAACAAACGGUUGCGUUAAACGAAGAACUUGGCAAACUGGCGGAAGAAGCUUAUUGUUUCCGCGAAUCAACUGAAAGAUUUGAAACAAAACUCGACAAUAUAAAAGAACAGUUGAUUGCGCUGAAAGAAAUGUUUUCGUUUGUAUCUGAUAGCGAAACACAGCAGCGCUAUUCAGUGUAUGGACAGUCGAUCGUUGAGUUGUUGCAGCUGUUCGAACGAUAUUCUAAGGAUGCUUUUGAAGAGCAAUCUUCUCCCGAAAAGAGUGUCAUUAUCCAAACGAUGGAUGAUGAUAGCAUCAACAAUGAAAUUGAAAACAUCAUUCAUUCGUUGCUUAUUUCUAUGCAAACGAUCUAUAAAAAGUACUCUGAAAUAGAACCUCAACCAAACGCUAAUGACGGAACAGAUCAGGCUUUGAAUGUGAAGGACGCAGAAUGCCACGAAAGUGAUGAUGAGGAAGAAUCAGGGCACAAUCUGCAAGAGCAGCAUUUGAAACAAAAAAUUAAUGUUGAUCUUGAAAGUGAUUUAAAGACGCUCAGCAUUCCAAAAGUUGUGGGAAAACUCAAAGGACUGCUAUCAUUAGUUGUUGCAAAUCAUGACGAAACUGGUUCCACGAACGAGUUGAGAUUGCGCGCGGUUAUUUCAAAGAUCACUCGUCUCGUGCCGAUGCUAGAGCAGUACAAUCUCCUUGUGGAGUAUUAUCUCAUACAGCAGCUGGGUGCGCACAAGAUUUGUACAAAAAUGCUGUCUGUUAUGUUAACUGUUUUCAUUGAACUGGCGACUAAAGGAUUCUGUGUACCGAAAGACUUAUUGGGGGACGAAGCGCAGAAUCAGAAUGGAGAUCAAGAGAAUGACGGUGACGCGGGCGAAAAGUUUGGUUUUGAGGAUGGGGAAGGUGAAAAAGAUGUAUCGCACAAGAUCGAAAGUGAAGAUCAGCUAGAUGAUGCUCGAAAACCUGGGACUGAAAAGGAAAAGCAAGAUGAAGAAGAGAAAGAUAAUAAGGAAGAAAAAGGAAUCGAUAUGAGCGAGGACUUUGAAUCAAAGUUGCAAGAUAUCGAGAAACCAGAAGGAUCAGAUUCUGACGACGAGGAAGAAAAGGACGAUAUUGAUAAGCAGAUGGGUGAAACUGAGGAGGGGGCAGAAAAACUAGAUGAUCAGAUAUGGGGAGAUGAUGAGGAGAAACCCGAAGAGGAGGAAAAUGAUAAUAGCAUGGAAGAAGAAGACGGUACAGGCUCUAACGAAAAGGACGAUAGACACAAUGAUCUUAACAGUUCGGAGAAAGACAAGCAGCAAACUGGUGAUGAAAACCAGCAAGAUGACGGUAUGGAUGCAAUCGAUCAAGCACCAGAAACAGAUGAUAAGAAGAAGAAAAAACCAAAGGAUAUCAACGAUAUGGACGAUAAUGAAGGUCAAGAAGAAGAGGAACACAAUAAUCCAUAUCAUAACGAGCUAGAGGAACCGCCAGAGCCAGAGGAGCUGAAUCUGGAUGAAGAUUUCAACCUGGAUGGAAAUGAGAAGCCGAAAGACGGUGAGGAUAAUGAGCAGGAGAAUCCGUUCGACAUAGACGCCAUGAAAGAAACUGCUGACGGUGAGCAGGAAAAUGAGGACGAGGAAAAGAAAGAUGAUCAGGAAGAGGGUAACAGCGGGAAUCCAGCAGAAGAAAAUGGUGAAAAUUCCUCCGACGAGGAAGAGGAGGCUAAUAAUCCGGACGUUCCGGAUAAACUAGCCGAAGAUCAACCAGAGCAUGAAGAUGACGCUAACAAAGAGAACAGCGAACAGCAAGUUCCUGGUGAGGAACAAAAGCAAGAUGAGCAGGAAGAGGCUGAACAGAAAGAUGACCAACAGCCGAAAUCAUUCCAAAAGGACGAACAUCAAGAAUCGCAUGAUAAGCGCACGGAAGAAGAUCGAGUGGAGGCAAUGCCGGAUGCGGAAAACAAAGGAACCAGCGAUCAAGUGGCCAACGAAAAACCGGAAGCUAAGCAAGAUCAUGAAAUAGAUGAACAGGAUACUGGUGAAGAUAAGGAGGGCACCGGGCAGGCUGAAAACGAACAAUCGGAAACGGGCCAUCGCGGAAUCGCGGAAGCUAGAAAAACGAAAACGCGCGAAAAUGAUCGUAAAGACAAGCAGGAACAGAAGGAACAACGUCGUAAACAGGGCCAUACGGAUGAAGAACGAUCUCUCGGUGAUCCAAAUCAAGCGGAAAAGAAACGGCUAAAGACAGUCGAUCAGAUGAAUCGAGACGAGCGGCAAGACGAGGAAGAAAAUGAAGAGGAUGUGAACGAGGAGGAUCAUAUCGAUGAUGAGUUUCAGCACGUCAAGGACGCUAAGAACGCUGAUAAAACAACGAUGGACAAUGCGACAGAAGAGCAAUCGAAGCAGGUGCAGCAUCAGGAUAAGAAAACGGAUGAGGAUAACGAUAAUGAAGCAGAGGAUGAAUGUGCCGAUCAGUUGAUGGAUGAAGAAGAGGAAGCUAUGCAAGGGGAGUUGGAAGAAAGGGAGCUGCUGGAGAGCGAGAAGAAUGAGAACAAAAAAGAUAAGCCGGCCAGGAAAGACGAGAAUGCUAUCAAGGAUAAAAUAGAAAUGGAAAACAACGUCGAGGUGGAAGGAGAAGUUAUCCUUACAGCAACGGUGGCACGGGGUGACGACACUAUGGCACACACGAUCUUUGAAAUUCUUUAUGAUGUAACCCUGCCUGAUGAACCGUCGACUUCUGAGCAGCUGGACAUGCGAAAGAUGGUGGAAUCGGAAAUUCAAUCGUCUGCUCCGACCGAACUGGACCAUGAGGCAUUUGAACAAUGGCAACAGAUUUCUAACAAAAUGCUUCCGAGCGCACGCGAUCUCUGCGAACAGCUGCGCUUGAUCCUGGAACCGACUAAAUGCACUCGUCUGAAGGGCGACUAUCGAACGGGACGACGCAUAAACAUGAAAAAAAUCAUACCCUACAUAGCGUCGCAGUUCCGCAAGGAUAAAAUUUGGUUGCGCCGUACGAAGCCGGCACAGAGAGACUACAAAAUUACAAUCGCCAUCGACGAUUCGAAAUCGAUGGAUCACAACAAUUCGAAGGACCUGACCCUGCAGGCGAUAUCGCUUGUGUCUCAAGCGUUAACGCUACUCGAGAGCGGUAGACUGAACGUGAUGUCAUUUGGCGAAAAGCCACGGAUUCUGUUGAAACACUCCGAUCAAUUUGAUGGCCCGAAACUGAUAAGUGCGCUGAAUUUUGCGCAGAACCAAAGCCGUAUCGCGGAGCUGUUGAAGUUUGUGCGCUCAUUUAAUUCGGAGGAUGCAUCGUCAUCGGAUAAUGGAAUAUUCGAGCAUUUACUGCUAGUUUUGAGCGAUGGGCGGAAUAUUUACAGCGAAGGAGAAAAGGAGGUGAAGAAUGCCGUUAAGCUCGCACGAAUGCAACGGAUAUUCAUUGUGUAUAUAAUUAUCGAUAAUCCCGAUAAUAAGCAUUCGAUUAUGGACGUUAGAGUACCUCUGUUUACGCCGGAUAGUGCGAAGAUAGUCAUGCAAUCGUACCUGGAUGUCUUUCCGUUCCCGUACUACAUGAUUGUACGAGAUUUAGGACAGCUUCCGAUGGUGUUGAGCGACGCAAUGAGACAAUGGUUUGAGUUAGUGAACAGUGAACAGUGAACAGUAGACUUAGUGGGAAGGUUUGCUUCAAUAGUA
Molecule: messenger RNA, 17760 nt
Organism: Anopheles nili
Lineage: Eukaryota; Metazoa; Arthropoda; Insecta; Diptera; Culicidae
Product: midasin
Exons: 7
Coding region: 1-17724 (5907 amino acids)
Biological process (GO): ribosomal large subunit assembly; rRNA processing
Cellular component (GO): nucleus; preribosome, large subunit precursor
Molecular function (GO): ATP binding; ATP hydrolysis activity
Source: RefSeq, a predicted model, not a curated record